Molecule: messenger RNA, 1184 nt
Organism: Paraphaeosphaeria sporulosa
Lineage: Eukaryota; Fungi; Ascomycota; Dothideomycetes; Pleosporales; Didymosphaeriaceae
Exons: 3
Coding region: 41-979 (312 amino acids)
Source: RefSeq, a predicted model, not a curated record
GUCUCCGAUAACUUGGGCAAAUCCUUUUCAGGCACCUCCCAUGGACCUCAGCCAGGGAGGCCGCGCAGGUCAAGCGUUAGCAGCUCCUACUAGAUCCCCCUAUUCAGGCGUUUAUCCGGUGUCUGCUAGUGGCAACAAUUAUUACCGCCCGCCACAAGCACGUAAGGACGCGCAAUUCGCCGCCAAAGUCACCGGGUCCUUCGCCAACGAGGCUGCUUACCACAGCAACUCUGAACGUCGCGCCAAUGUUGAGCGCAGCAAUGCCACAACGGCCACGUCGCUCGCACUCUUGAACGCCCGUCUCGCAACGGCGGCAACAGACACACACACGGGAAGGGUAAACAACACGGCGCAUGGCACCAAUGUUGCCCUUCCGGCCCAUUAUUGUAACGACUCUGUCGACAUUGCCGGUCCCUCCACUGUGUCCCGUAAUGCGAUCAUCAGCCUCAACUCUGGCGGUAACCCAGCUUUCAACGCGCCCAAGCCGACGAGUAGUGAUCCUUCUCCUGCAGGUUUCGUCGGCGCCGAGCGCGAAAAGGGCACUUUGACUCUCACCCAGGUGCCGCAACGAAGGAUUCUGGCUGUAACUCUUGGCCUUCUCCGCUCAGGUGUCGCCGCCCAGCUAGUCCAAGACAGCCAGUGGCAGGCGAUCAAGGACUUCCUUGACAAAUGCGUACCUGUUGGCGGUGGGGUUCCUGAGUAUGACGAGUGGCUGCCCUCAAUCACAGUCGCCUAUCGGUAUCCAAUUGACGACGAGAAUUGGAAGAAUUUUGAGGCGGUAGUCUCGGUUUUCGACCUGGCCCGCGACGCUCAGAAGGUUUUGGGUUCCUCUGCCGCCGAGCUUGACCAAGUCAACGCCCGCUUCCUGCUCGCGCCACUUCUCCCGCUCAAGCUGCCGGCCGAUGAGCAGAUCCGCAAUCUGCUUCUCUUUUACAAAAUUAGCCAUGUCGAUGUGCGCUCCAACGACUCCGAGGAGUAGACAACGACCGCGGGGUAUGAUGGAGGACAAACAGGUGAAGCAUGAAGAACGCCUUUGCGUGACGCAUCAAUGACUCAUUGAGGGCAUAUGAAGAAGCUGUGUUCGAGGACUGGUACGGUGAUUCUCUGUUAUCGUCCUGGCCUUAGGUUCGCAUUCAUGGCGCAUAGUGUAUACAGGCUUUGAGCUUCGCUUGAGUCGUCAUGCC